Messenger RNA from Oryza brachyantha (malo sina), 2138 nucleotides. RefSeq names its product calmodulin-binding protein 60 D-like. Gene Ontology annotation, biological process: regulation of salicylic acid biosynthetic process. The transcript is spliced from 11 exons. The coding region runs from base 97 to 1746 and encodes 549 amino acids. Gene Ontology annotation, cellular component: nucleus. Lineage: Eukaryota; Viridiplantae; Streptophyta; Magnoliopsida; Poales; Poaceae. Gene Ontology annotation, molecular function: calmodulin binding; DNA-binding transcription factor activity; sequence-specific DNA binding. The record is from RefSeq and is a predicted model, not a curated record.
UCGAGCUGAGCGCAGCAAUCCAAGAACGAGAGAGAGAGAGAGAGAGAGAGAGAGAGAGAGAGAGAGAGAGCAAUCCAAGAACGAGAGAGGCGGGGGAUGGCGCCGAAGAGGGAGCUGCUGCUGGUGAGGAGGGGGUCGGAGAAGCGCCUCCGGGUGACGCUCCCCGGCUCCGCCGCCGUGGGGACGGCGCCGCCGUCGCCGGCGACGCGGAUGCUGCGCAAGAUCGUGCUCGUGUUGCUCUUCCUGCUGCGGAUGAGCGAGAGGGUAACAAUGGUGCAGAACAUCUCCAAGAUUGGCCGCAUGGUUCAGAAACUUCAUAAUGUUCAGGGUGUUAUUAUUAGAAAAUUGGAAAAAUUGGAUAAAAUGCAGGAGCAAAUAGAGGAUAUCAGCCAUGAAGUGAAACAACUGAAGCUUCUGUAUUCCAAUCGUCAUGCUGAUAUACACCCAGGACUGGAGCCAAACCAGGAGCAGACCACUGCCACUGGAUCAAACACAAAUGUUCAGCUUCGUUUCUUGAAUAGUCUGAAGACUCCUAUUUACACUGAGAAGGACAUAACAGCUGAGAGCAAUGAAGCUAUCAGAAUAGGUAUCUUUGAAGGUGACAACAUGGUCACAGAUGGCCCACUUUCCAAGGUGAAAGUUGAGAUCGUAAUUCUCCGGGGUGAUUUCUCCAAUGAUGGACGGGUGAGCUGGACUGAAGAGCAGUUCAACAGCCACAUAGUGCAAGGUCGGAAUGGGCAAGGAUUCGUGUUGGGCGGUGAUUGCUGUAUAUGGUUGAAAAAUGGAGAAAACUGUUUGAGCAAGAUCCGUUUCAAAGAAGGAUCUUCCAGGACUCGCAGUCGGAUGUUCAUCAUGGGGGCAAGAGUACCUAAGAGUGAAAACAUUGGUAUUCGAGUUCAGGAAGCUGUCAUGAAGCCAGUUACCGUAUUGGAUCGCAGAAAUGAAGCAAACGAGAAAAGGUAUCCCCCAAAGUUGGAUGAUGAAGUGUUUCGCUUGGAGGAAAUAUCCAAAGAUGGAAGUUACCACAAGAGGCUUAAGAAUGCUAAAAUCUUCACAGUGCGUGAUUUCUUGAAGGCUUUGAACACAAAUGACAAGAAGCUCCGUGAAGAAGUUCUCCAGAUGAACAAGAAAACAAACUCAUGGGAUAAAAUGGUUCGGCAUGCCAAGGGGUGCUGUCUCAGGGACCAGCUUGAGCUGAAAGCAUAUCGAAGUGAAGAAGAAAAUGUGACACUUUUCUUCAACUGUGUGCAUCAACUUGUUGGAGCAGUAUUUGGUUAUGAUUAUGUCAUCUAUGACAAUUUUGAUCCAGCCCAAAAGAUUAUAGUGAAUAAACUGAAAGACAAUGCCCAUGCUAAAUUGGAGGACACUUCAUCUGAUUAUGUGUUGAAAAACAACAUUCCUGAACUGGUCAUUACAACUCCAGCAACUGUUGCAGGCCCAUUAAACCAUUAUGAUCAUGAGAUGCGUCAUCAAGGAAAUGUAGCAGCUGAAACCGUGUGCAAUGGUCAGACGUUUUACCCGAAUCCAAGCUGUGACUGCAGCACCUCUAAUUAUAAUGAUGUGAGCACACAUGAUUAUCGAGAUCAAGAAACUAUGCUGCUUCCUGAUUGGCAACUAGAUGAACUCCUCAAUGAAAGCAUGCCUCCUGCAGGAUGGAUGGCGGCGCCGCAAUCUCAUGUUUAUCAACACGGACAGGACCCAAGCAGACUUCCAUUUCCAGGAUCAGGGCAUAACAGCAACUGUUAGUAACAGCUGACAGAGUGACAGUUCAGUUCUGGAUUGCUGCACUGCUCUGUUGUCAGGUCUCUCGUCAGUGUAGUGUACAGAUUUGCAGGAUGCAGUUCUGAUUUAGGUUGUGUACUGUCUCUACCCAUGGUGCGUCAUUAUUGAACAUUGAUGUAGUGUAUAGCUGUAAUAACCAUGUAGGUGUCCGUCUGCGGCACAAAAGAUAAGAAAGGUCUGAUGUAAUUUUAGCGAAGGUCAUUUAUAUGUAUAAAUAUGGUCUUUAUUCUUUAAUUUGACUGUAUCUUCUUGCAAAUUUGCAAUAGCAUCAUGGGUCUAUAUUAAUGUUGUGCCACUCUCUCCGUCUCAAAAUGCAGCUACUUAUGAUAGGAUUUGACCCAUCCUAAGAGUAUGAG